Coccomyxa subellipsoidea C-169 is the source of this 759-nucleotide messenger RNA. RefSeq lists its product as hypothetical. The record is from RefSeq and is a predicted model, not a curated record. Bases 40 to 525 code for a protein of 161 amino acids. Lineage: Eukaryota; Viridiplantae; Chlorophyta; Trebouxiophyceae; Coccomyxaceae. The transcript is spliced from 3 exons.
AAAGUACUGAAACCUAUGCAAUAGGUGCUAUAGGUACAUAUGUUUGCGAUCCUUGCUGUGGUUAUUGUCCUGAUCUGUGAACUGAUCCAGAGGUUUGCUGGAGAUGCUAAGGUCAAUAGGCUUCGAAGUCAGCAAUCACAGCUGAAGGCGGAGGCUGCCCAGCUUAACAAGCAGGCAGAGCGGCUGUCUAGCCCAGCCAGCUUCGCUCAGAGUGCCAAACUGACUCGAAAGGCCGUGGCAAAGGAGAAAGAGGCAGCUGCCCUGCAGACUCAGGAAGAGGCUAUCAGCAGUGGAAGGUGGGUGAAGGCGGCGCAGUACACCAAGACAGCUGUCAGCCUGACACUGCUGGUGUCAUUCUGGGGGAGGCCAGCCGUCCUGCUGGAUCCAGAAGCCCUGUGGCCUUUCAGGAGUCUGCUGGGCAGAAUACACCCCUCCGGUCUCGUUGCGAUCUCUGUUGUGCCUUUCAUGGCCAUCAGCAGGCGUGCCUGCUCUGCCCUGGCAGCACUCGCUGUUCCUGCACGAUAAUGCAGAGUUCUGGCGAGACACACUUGUAGAAAGAACACAAACUGGAACCAACUGCGAAACUGCCAUGCUGGGCGGUGGAUGCAAGAAUUUGUUUUCAGAACGUUGAAAUUUCAUGUACGCACUGUAACAUGGUCAGUGUUGUCCAUGGCUCUGUGGCACAAAGGAGGCGGCUACUGUAUCCAGUGUCGAGCUUCUAAUUUGAGUGUAUGGAUAUCAAGCUAUAGCUAGUACUUU